GUGUUUGCUUUUGCAGCAGUCUUGCUCAGUGUGAGUUUUAACUUCAAUGUGAUGAAAAUGUCAUAAAUUUAUGGACGAAAAAACAAACCCAAUGCAGUUAGUGAUAAAUAAAAUACAAAAUGUGCAAUACAAGAGCUAUAAGGCAUAGCAGAAAUUACGCAUGCAAUGCACUAUGAAGUGCACUAGCCUAACUCAAGCAAAAUAACAGAAACAACAACAGCUGCAUGUGCAAUAAUCUACGACUGCAAAGUGCAGGAUUUAUAAAUAUGGCAAUAAUACUACAUUAAUAGUCAAGCAACAACAGCAGCAGGGCUAGAGCGCGAGUGUAUCUGUGUGUGUGUUCGUUUUAUAUUUAGAAUAUGACGUUAGAGUGCUGCGAAUAUUAAAAGAGAAGCAAAAGCAAACGAAAGGCAAAAAGGGCUUGCAAUAGUGUGACCAGAGACGACGAUCUGCAUGUCCGAAUUUCAGUUGGCGAAUGUGGAUGCCAAUGGCAGUGCUGCCCAUAGCGAUGAUGCUUAUCACACACUGAGGCGCCAACAAACGGAACCGGAAGUCGCAACGCGCUGCAAAUCCUCAAGUCUUAAGCGCGAACCUUUAGUAUUCUUCAUUAUGCGGCUGAAUUUGAAAGCGGUGCUGAUGCUGCUCAUUGUGGCCGUCAUGGUCAUCACUCUGGGCAUCUAUAUGCGGUGUGCCGCCUUCAGUUUCUCUCCGGAUUUUGUGCGUCAGCUGAGCCGACGCCAAACGAUCGACGCACUAACAAGUUCAGCUGCCGGCGGACAACAGGAACAGACAUCGCCUAGCGUUCCACUGCAGGACAUUGAGUGCGCCAUCAAUCAGGAGUACAGCAUACACUGUAAGCGCGAUGAGAAUGCCAAUGAGGUGUAUGUGCCCUUCUCGUUUUUGCGGCAAUAUUUCGAUAUCAGUGGUGCUGUCUCAACGAACAACGAGGUGGUGAAAUUCAAUUGGAUGCACAGCAAUGCCAAGGUGAAUCUCCCGAAGGGCAAAUACGAUCCACGCGGUGUUUUCAUGUACUUUGAGAACUACAAUGUGGAGGUACGUGAUCGCGUCAAGUGUAUCAGCGCAGCCGAAGGUGUCCCUGUGAGCACACAAUGGGAAAAGCGUGGCUACUUUUACCCGACGCAAAUAGCCCAAUUUGCCUUGGCGCACUACAGCAAGAAUCUAACGGAGGCGACGCCGCGUCAACAUGUCCUGGAGGAUGCGGAUGGCAAUCAGUCGAUGGAGUGGACAACGCCAAAGACCAGCAAUAUGACACGCAUCUGGCAUCACAAGUUCAACACCAGCAUUGUCCAGUUCGAGACAACCAUUGGCUAUGAGAGCGCCAUCAGCAUUCAAUUGAAUCAGACCCAGGAUCUGGUGCUCAGUGUGGACUUGUUGUUGGUCACAAACAGCAGCAGUCUGAUGGUCACAGUGCUCAAUCGUGAUAGCAAACAUAGCUAUCAGUUGCAUUACAUUGCCGCCGAGCUGCUGCUCAGCGUGCAGGAGUCCAACAUCUAUUAUGGCUUGGGCGGUGGCGCCUUGAACAAAUGGCGUCACAUCACACGGGAUCUGCACAUCGAUGUGCAGAAGGGCAUUGUCAUGGGGGACAAACGAUCGCCACUGAAGGUGCGACGCAGCGAUCUGGAAGUGCUAUCGAUUGCCUUCUUGGGCAUUGGAUUCUACGACAACUUGACGCUGUCGACCAGCGAUCAUUUGGCGCAUUUCUACGAUGCCGCCGAGUGGUUUGUGCACAAUCAAGACACGAAGACAGGCGGCUGGUCGAAUCCUGUGCGCCGCAGUCUCAAUGGCUUUGCCGAGCUGCGUCCCGGCUGGAUCUCGGCCAUGGGACAGGGUCACGCCAUCUCGGUGCUGGCGCGCGCCUAUUGGCAUUCUGGCGGCGAUUCGCGUUACCUCAAGGCUGCCUCGUUGGGUCUGCAGCCGUAUCGCAUCUACUCUCGCGAUGGCGGCGUCCUGGCGCAGUUCAUGGACAAAUAUUACUGGUACGAGGAGUAUCCCACAACGCCGCCAUCCUUUGUGCUGAACGGUUUCAUCUACUCGCUGCUGGGUCUCUACGAUUUAAACAGCACGGCACCAGGGAAGAUAGCACGUGAGGCGGGUAAACUGUUUGCCCAGGGAAUGCAUUCGCUGAAGAAGAUGCUGCUGCUCUACGACACUGGCUCAGGCACCAGCUACGAUCUGCGCCACUUGAGUUUGGGCGUGGCACCGAAUCUGGCACGCUGGGAUUACCAUGCGACGCAUGUGAAUCAAUUGCUAUUGCUGGCGACGAUCGAUAGUGAUCCAUUGAUUGCACAGACAGCGGAACGUUGGAAGGGUUAUAUGUUUGGCAAGCGGGCCAAACACAACUGAGAGCGAAGGAGGUUGGCGGCUGUGGCGGCUGCGGCAUCAUGGCAACCACGUAGUCGCCUCCACCUCCUUCUACUCCCGAAGAGGCCCAGGAACAACAAGAACAAGUGA
Messenger RNA from Drosophila sulfurigaster albostrigata, 2472 nucleotides. It is a transcript of the gene Hsepi, whose product is annotated as D-glucuronyl C5-epimerase B. The transcript is spliced from 3 exons. Gene Ontology annotation, biological process: heparan sulfate proteoglycan biosynthetic process. Gene Ontology annotation, molecular function: heparosan-N-sulfate-glucuronate 5-epimerase activity. Gene Ontology annotation, cellular component: Golgi apparatus. NCBI's taxonomy places the organism in Eukaryota, Metazoa, Arthropoda, Insecta, Diptera, Drosophilidae. The coding region runs from base 454 to 2364 and encodes 636 amino acids. The record is from RefSeq and is a predicted model, not a curated record.